CGACAUGCUGUUUCGAUGAUCUCAUUUGUUUGGUUCAUAUCGUUUGCGAGUAAUUGCGGUUCGUUGAUUAUCUUCGAUGCUAUGCCCUAUAAGACCGCAUGGAACUGCAGACCGACCAUCUCGGCACUUGUCGAUUUCAUUUAUCAAAUUUAUGUGACUCUGAUUCUGUUAAUAAUUCCGUUGGCUAUAAUGACCGUUUUGUAUGGUAAUGUGAUAUUCACACUAAAAACCGGUAUUCGUUUCGAUAUGAAUCUAGCAGUGUCCAUGCACAGCUUAGAUUGUGGCAACAAUAUCUAUGGACCACAGCUUUCAAAAGUAAAUGGGCGUAAUUCACCAAGCGGUUGGAUAUACGAUGCGAUUAUGUCACCUGCAUGGAUCACCAAGUCAUUCACGGAUAUUAACGCGAAUGGACUGUCAUCGCUGAAAGUACCAAGUCAGUCACUCUCGAACUCUCGCGCCUCAUCUUUUUCGGUGCCCGCAAACGCCACCACCUUUCAACCGAACCGUCUCAUGAGCGCUUUCAGCACAUCAUCUGUAUCAUUUUUGUGUAAUACUCGAAAAGCUGGCGACUUUGAUAGCGCUUACCUAUUGAGAAGUACACAUCAGCAGAAAAUAUUGCUGGCCAAGAAACGUGUGACACGAAUGCUGAUAAUACUUGUGAUUGCGUAUGUGCUGUGUUGGACGCCGAGUUUCGUUUGGUGGUUACUCAUUAAAACGGUCGAUUUAGUUGAUGUAAGUGAUAAAUUCACGAAGCAUUUCGCUCUGUUCAGUGCGAUAUUCCUCAGAAAUCAACCACAUAUCGUAUUGGUUCAAAGAAACGAACGUUUAAUUCAUAAUCGUGCACAGUUUUCCAUACCCGAUCCAAUACUUCAUAGUCUCUUCUCAUCGUGUGAAUUCAAAUAUGGUCAUUUGAUAGCACAAGAAGCGAACACAGUAUGGAAUCAUUCGUUGAAUACAGUGAUAACUGUACUCACCUACAUCAGCACAUGUACAAAUCCGAUCACGUAUUGCUUCAUGAAUGCAAGCUUUCGUAAAAAUGUCUUCUCGCAUUGUUUUUGCUGUCCCAAAUUGACUACCUAUCCACAAAGGAGAUCUGCUGAUCAGAAUCCAGAUGCAAAUGAUGACAAUAUUAAGAUGAUCUCACGAGAGCAACAAGAUUCCAGUGGGAUCCGAAUAGAACCAUGCGGGACCAAUAAUGCAGGUGGCUAUGGUGGUCCUAAAACAGUGCCAGAAAUUGAGGUACGAUAUUUCGGAAGCGAAACGGAUCGGUUAGAAGGAAACAUGAAACCAUCGCCGUGUAAUGAUCCGCAUCAAGAAUCGCUGGACAUGACAACAGAACUGCAGAAUUAA
Molecule: messenger RNA, 1350 nt
Organism: Anisakis simplex (herring worm)
Lineage: Eukaryota; Metazoa; Nematoda; Chromadorea; Rhabditida; Anisakidae
Source: the annotation of a GenBank genome assembly